AUGAAAGUUAUCGUCAUUGAUCACUUUGGUGGACCCGAAGCUCUCGUCUUCAAGGACCUUCCAGAACCGGAGCCGAAAGCGGGCCAUGCUAUUGUCCAGGUGAAGGCCCUUGGCUUGAAUCACGCCGAGUCGCACAUGCGCAAGGGCAAGUGGCCCGAGUAUAUGCCUGUCACUGGUCUGGAGUGUGUCGGUUCGGUGACUGCAUGUCCGGGCGGGGAGUUCGCCGCCAUCAUGGGUGGCCUAGGUCAGUUGAUUCCGGGGACGUACGCCGAAUACACCAGCGUUCCGGUAUUGAACCUGCUGGGCAUUGAAACCUCGUUGCCUUGGGCCGCGAUUCCAGAGACUAAUGCCUGCGUGGUCAACCGUCUUCGGCAUCCUGGAGUUAAAGCGUGGGCAAAUUUUACUCAUCCGUGGCGCUACCUCAGCGCUCCGCCAGGCCGCUUGCCAUCUCGCCGUUCAUACUGGAGCCAUCGUCACAGCUACCUCACGUUGGCGGGAACGCUUCCCACAGAUGCAGGCGAUGGGUGUCCAUGCUGCCAAGCUCGAGGGCCCGGACUUGGUACCAGAAAUCGCCGCUUCAGACUUGAGGUUCGAUGUCGUUCUGAAUUUGGUAGGAAACUCUGUCCUUAUCGAGAGCAUGACGAUCGUCCGUCGUGGAGUUCAUUUGUGCCAGGGCGGAUGGCUGGGUGGCUUGGGACCCACUGUGGGCUUCAAUCCAAUGACUCAGAUGGGCACUGGCAUCCACUUCAGUCUCUUAUACAGCAAGGUCUUGGGCACAUCGGGCUUCCACUUUUAGAUGUGCCGCUGCAGGAGACCGUACGACGCGUUGAGGAGGGAGAUUGGAGUGCCAAACCAUCGCAUAUCUACGAUUUUGCGCAUAUUCACGAGGCGCAUAGAAUGUUCGAUUCCGGACCAGCCAAUGGCAAGCUUGUUCUUCGGAUGUGA
Molecule: messenger RNA, 945 nt
Organism: Letharia columbiana
Lineage: Eukaryota; Fungi; Ascomycota; Lecanoromycetes; Lecanorales; Parmeliaceae
Exons: 1
Coding region: 1-945 (314 amino acids)
Source: RefSeq, a predicted model, not a curated record